UAAGAGUCUAGGGUUCUUUAAAAGAGUCUCUUUACAUUUGGCGACGGUGUUCUUGCGGCUUAGCUCUAAACAACAGAUCCGACAAUGCCUAAGCAAAUCCACGAGAUUAAGGACUUCCUUCUGACAGCAAGAAGGAAAGAUGCUCGAUCCGUGAAGAUCAAGAGAAGCAAAGACAUUGUCAAGUUCAAGGUGAGAUGCUCAAAGUACCUCUACACUCUCUGCGUCUUUGACCAGGAGAAAGCCGACAAGCUUAAGCAGUCUCUUCCUCCAGGUUUGAGCGUGCAAGACCUUUGAAGAUGAAGAAGCCUUUGGUGAUUGAUGAAUCUUUGUGCCAUUCUAUAUUUUUCUUCUUCUAAGUUUUGUGUUGUUCAGUUAUGCCUAGACUUUUUGUGGAUUGAUUCAGUUUUUAAUAUCAGAUUAUUAUGUUCUCGCUCUGGAUUCAAAAUUUA
Molecule: messenger RNA, 449 nt
Organism: Brassica oleracea var. oleracea
Lineage: Eukaryota; Viridiplantae; Streptophyta; Magnoliopsida; Brassicales; Brassicaceae
Product: 60S ribosomal protein L38-like
Exons: 3
Coding region: 85-294 (69 amino acids)
Biological process (GO): translation; protein-RNA complex assembly
Cellular component (GO): cytosolic large ribosomal subunit; ribosome
Molecular function (GO): structural constituent of ribosome
Source: RefSeq, a predicted model, not a curated record